GCCAUCAAUUCAUCCACUCCACCGCACCUCGCUGCAUCCAUUGAAAUCCGCAAGGACCAAGGAGCACAUUGCAACCAAAAGGUUCAUCCAAGUUUCAUCAUUCAAAGGAGUUGCGCACACAUUUUUCACCCUCAAUACCUACCAACUGCCUGCUUCCCCAGUACCUCAACGUCGGCCGAUUUUCCAACAUAAGCCCCUCCAAGGAUCUACGUGUAGCCGCUUCUAUGGAAGACAGAAGCAUCCGUAAGCGCAAGCUUACAGACGAAGCUGCUGCGCUUCCUGUUGAGGGUGUCUCUUCCGUCGCCAUGGACUCCGCCGGUACUGGCCUCGUGGCCGUCAACCCUCUGCAAAAGAAGAACAAGUUUCCAGGAAACGAUAGCAGCAGUAGGAAUUCACUCUACAGUAGCCAUGGCAAGGAUACCUCAACCUCCAUGUCAGCAACUGAGGAAGUAUUACUCAACUUUCAAAAGGACGCGAUAUGGAGGCAGAUGCAGGAAUACAAGCGGGAAUGCUUGAGGACACAAGAGAGGAUCGCACAGCUGAACGACAAGCAAGUCGACUAUGAGUCCCAUCUUAGUACAGUCGACGUCUAUUGGAGCAAGUUAUUGCAAGAUUUGAAACUGAUUUUGACCAGGGUCGAUAUUCGUGUAGACGCAAAGGACCUCGUAUUACAAGAUGGCACCAACUUUGCAUCAUAUCUACUCAAUAGACCUGAAAGGGACAAACAGCGCCGUAAUAUCAACAACUUAACCGCAGCCGCCCUCAAGCCUACAUUAGAGAAGCGCUCACAGUACACCAAGGAGAUUGUCAUAAAAUUACUUCAGAUUAUCGAGGAAUGGAGCGAACAACGCGACUCUUUCUGGAAUUCUCUCCUUAAUACGGACCCGGCAGUAAAAGAAAAUCAAGUGUUGCGCCUGAAGGAUGAGCUCGAGAUGACGAAAACUCGGCUUGAGGAGGCAGCCGAGAACUUGGAGGAUUCAAAGGAGAAGCUGCGCCGAGUGGAAAAGAGCCUUGAUCGCGAGAAGAGUAUCAUUGUUUCUGCGGUGACGUCAGGCGAGAUCUUUGGAGAGAACUAUGGUGGAACGCCGGAUGUGGUCUCGCCAUCUUCAGGACCUAUGAUCUCCAAAAGCGAGGCUCACGAUGCUUCUCACGAUGAGCUGCUGCAGCACCGAGAGCUCGCAAUGGCGCGUUUAAUGGAACUGGAGGAGAUGAAGAUACAAAGGAUUCAAUUCCGGAACGAACUGGAUUCACUUAAGUCACAAUUCAACCAUAUUCCGGACGAAAGAGUUCAGGACUCUCAACUCGUCAAAUCGCUCCUCAGUCAGAUGCAGUAUGCACGGAACGAUGCUGAACACUACCGAAACGAGGCAACCAAGCUGAAGGUGGACCUGGAGGAGCUCUAUCUUUCACGCAGGAAGUUCAUGGAGAACCUCGAAAUGGAAGAGAAAAGUCGAAGGGCGGCACUGGAGGGCGAGCUCAAGAAGUUGGAGAGUGAUAUUUCUCGGCUGCGGGACAGUCGCGAUCGAUUCCAGCAAAUGUAUGAGGCUAGAUGUACAAAGGACGAUUAUGAGAUGCAGCAGAAUCAGGAGAUCCGGAAGAUUGCGAACACGAGAAAGGAUCGCAUUACAACCUUGGCUACGGAUAUCCAACGUCUACAGAUCAUGCUGGCUGCUAACACUGGUGACAAGGAUGCAUUUGCAUUUUAUCUCAAUGGACCGACCGACAAGUCGUUUUUGGAUGAUCUUCGCAACAAGCUGAGGAAUUCCGAGGAGCAGAUCAAGGCACUCAACGUUGAGUUGGAGGCAUCCAAAGAAGCGGCGUCGCAUUUACGCGAACUGGGGAAAGCCACCCUUUCAGAAAAGCAUCUGAAAGUGCAGGUGAAGGAGCUAACGACCAAGCUGACCGAGUUCGAGAAUCUGAUUGGCAACAACACAAAAGAUCCAGUCAAGGCGCUAAUGGCGAAUAUCGAGGCAAAGGAUGAAACCAUUCGGGUGCUGGAACAGAAGGUGCAGGCCCACGAAGCAGUUCAGGCGCCACUGCUGAAUGAACUGCAUACGGUCGCAACGGCUUGGGGUCAACUGGAAGAGGCGACUUCACGCAAGGUGAUUGAUUUGGCGCAAAAGGAAGACCUGAUUUACAAAUUGCUUUCGGACAAGACACGACAGGAGUCCAAGUGUAACCUUUUGAUCCGCGCCAAGGAUGCAAGUGCGAACAUGACAGCGGUGAUGAAGCGACAGUCAGAUAUGCAGCUGGAUCAGAUUCGAAAGCUGGAGGAGCGUGAAAAGAACCUCAAUAUGCAAAUGGUAGGCAGAGUAACGGCAUGGAUUUCAAAAGGAGCAUAUUACGAAUUCACGGUGUUUUCGUUUUGACAAACGGUGCCAAUUUCUUCGUUUUCUCACUAGGCUACGCUGGAGAGGGAGCAGACACUGUUGAAUAGCAGCGUAGCGUUGCAUAAA
Gamsiella multidivaricata is the source of this 2456-nucleotide messenger RNA. RefSeq lists its product as uncharacterized. Gene Ontology annotation, cellular component: nucleus; HULC complex. The coding region runs from base 225 to 2369 and encodes 714 amino acids. The transcript has 8 exons. Lineage: Eukaryota; Fungi; Mortierellomycota; Mortierellomycetes; Mortierellales; Mortierellaceae. The record is from RefSeq and is a predicted model, not a curated record. Gene Ontology annotation, molecular function: ubiquitin protein ligase activity.